This is a messenger RNA of Tyto alba (common barn owl), 10079 nucleotides long. RefSeq names its product CKLF like MARVEL transmembrane domain containing 4 (gene CMTM4). The coding region runs from base 366 to 1001 and encodes 211 amino acids. The record is from RefSeq and is a predicted model, not a curated record. The transcript has 4 exons. Lineage: Eukaryota; Metazoa; Chordata; Aves; Strigiformes; Tytonidae. Gene Ontology annotation, cellular component: membrane.
CCGCGGCCGCGCCAGGGCGCCCCCCAGCGGCGGGGCGCGGCGCGGCGCUGAGGGCUGCUCGCGCGCCGUCGCUCUCCCCCCCCCCCCCCCCUCCUCCUCCUUCUUCUUCUUCCCCUUCUCCUCCUCCCCUUCUUCCUCUUCUUCCUCCUCCCGCCGCGGGCGCGGGCCCGGUCCCGGGGCACAGCACUGCACCGCACCGCACCAUACCAUGCUGCCCUCGCUCGCCCCGCGCCGCUCCGCCUGACGGGGGGCGGCAGGAGCUAUGCAGCCGGCCCAGCGCUAGGUGAGCGCGGCGUGGCGCGGCUCGGGCCGCAGCUCCGCGGCCAGCCCCUCGGCAGCGCGGCGGCGCCGGCACCACCGGCACCAUGAGGAACGGCGAUGACCUGGAGGGCUUCGAUGGCGAGGCGUCCAGCACUUCCAUGAUCUCGGGAGCCAGCAGUCCCUACCAGCCCACCACGGAGCCCGUCAGCCAGAGCCGCGGGCUGGGCGGCCUCCGCUGCGACCUGGACUACCUGCGGGGCACCUUCGGCAGGAUCAAGCUGGCCGAGGUGGUUUUGGCACUGAUUGCAUUCAUCUGCAUAGAGACCAUCAUGGAAUGCUCCCCUUGCGAAGGCCUUUAUUUCUUCGAGUUUGUGAGCUGUAGCGGAUUGGUGGUUACUGGAGUUCUGUUGCUUAUGUUCAGUCUAAAUCUUCACACAAGAAUACCGCAGAUCAACUGGAAUCUUACAGAUCUGGUCAACACUGGACUCAGCACUUUCUUCUUUUUCAUUGCCUCUGUAGUACUUGCUGCUUUAAACCAUAAAACUGGAGCAGAAAUUGCUGCUGUGAUAUUUGGUUUCUUGGCAAUGGCAGUGUAUGCUGUGAACACAUAUUUAGCUAUUAAAAAGUGGCGAAUGAACAGCAGACAACAAAAUAGUCGGCAGACCAGUGAUUACAUACGUGCUCGGACAGAAUCCAGAGAAGUAGAUCAUCGUCCUGAGAUUCAGCGUCUGGAUGCAUGAAAGCGACAUUCAAAUGGGACUGCAAAGGGAAAAGAAGUAGUGCUUAACUCCCUCAUGGAACGAAGGGUUUUUAUUUAAGAAAGAAAAGGAAGAUCGGAUGGUGGCAGAGAAUGCUCAGCCCUGCCUAUGUGCAGAGAUGCACUGCGUCAGAAGCUGUUGUCAUGAAGGCAGUACAUGUUGGUCAUUUAAAAAACAAGAUCUGUUUAAGAUGCUGACAUAUAUAUACACAUAUAUUAUAUAGCUUAUAUAAUAUAUUACAUAUAUAUGUUUUGAAGUAUGUUACUGUUAUGGAUUAACUGCACAGUACUUUCCUUCCCUCUCCCAAGUACAAGCUCUGCCACUGUUACUUCAUCUGUCGUAAACACUAAGACCAGCACUACAUUGGUUGGUUAACAGAGGAAUGAAAUCCACCAAAAUUAUAUUUAAUACAUGCAAAAAGGAAGUGAGGGGCAAAUAGCAAUAAUUUUAGCCAUGUAUCGUCUCCAGCAGACUCUCUGUGUCCAUCCUCAUGCAGCCUUGGCAGCACAGCUCAAUUCUCAUCUGCAAGAUCUCCUGCAGUUUCACUGUUUGUGCACUUACACAGCUGAAAUGGACAACCAUUUCCUAUUUUCUGUUUGAUGGAUAUAGUGUUGAGGUAGUUCCCCUAUGGGUUACUCUGAAAUUGCCAUAUUCAGUUCAUGCAUGACCUUGUCCAGCUCUGAACUUGUGCAAAGUUAGCAUGUUUAUUGAAUAGUCAUGAUAAUGCAUCAAGCGCAAGUAUGUGAUUUUCUGCUACUGUUGGGAUGCAUUCUAUUUUUCAUUCCAAAAUGGGAAAAUAAAUAUGGUUGGGAGGCUAGGUGGAAAAAAUGGGGUUGAGUGGCACAAUAGAGAAAGAAGGGGUUGUCAUCCAGUAGACUUGCAUUCCAGUCAUGGCCUUUUUUUAAUUUUUUUUUUUUUUUAAGGUUCAACUUUUCUGAGAUGCCUAGGGUAAGCAAAACUAGCAAAAAAUUAUGAUGUGCUUAUAAAGUGUUUCUAAGUUUGCAAUGUUGUGAUUCAUGUUAGAUAAAUAUUUUCCUUUUUGGAAGGUUGGUUGUUUCUUCUAAAAUUAAAACUGUUGGUAGUAGUUAAAACUGAUCUUUUUUUUUUUUUUUUUAUUAGAUGCUUCCGCAAGUUUUUUCUCCUAAUAUUUUUUUUGAAAAUGAGUUUAGAUAAUUGGAGGAUAAUAUGGUUGUAUUGAUUGGUUUAUAAAUACUUUCACCUAACUGAAGUUUUCUUAUUUUAAUUGUACUUCCACUGAAGAAAAAGAAGUUUUCUCUACUCAAAAGUUGAAUUCUUCAGUGAUCGGUUAGACAGUAUCAUAAUGUUGUUAGGAAGAUGUUCCUUAAUAUAUUUCUGUUUCUUUGAUUGGUGUUUUUAUCUCUGUAAUCCAUUAUUUGGCGUAUGCAUGCUUGCAUGUUACAUGAAGAAAAUGUGUUAGGGACAAGAUCUCUGGAGCUGAAUUCAUUUUUGGUGUAAGCUGGCGAAAUCUUUGAAAUUAGUGGAAUUGUAUGCCAUGUAUGCCUGAAUUUGUCUCACAUUUGACUAGAAGAGUUUUUGCAUUGUGUUCUUAUGUAGCUGUACUCUUAGGUGGAUGAAUGCAGUCAACUGGCGUCUGAAGAAUAAACGGCAGUAUGUUGCAGAUAGGUCACUUUUACACAUGAAAAACAGAUUAUACCAAACAGAAGAUCAGUAGAAGUGCCUGGGCUGCUUUAAUACCAGAGAGAGCUGGGAUAGCAGCAGGUGUGACCUAACACUGCAAUGCUUGAAUCAAGUAACAGAAUUAUUUUGAUGAGUGAAAAAGAGGUGACAAAACAUAUCUUCUAGUUUUCAGUUGACUGAUGUCUACAGUGCAUUUUAUGGUAGUGGUUAAAAUGGAGAUUAAAAUGAAGGAGUUACUAAUGAGGUUAAAGAAAACUUUCAUUUUCUUAAUGAGCAUUGGUUUACCAGUUUCUAUAGUAACACUUUAUUGUGCAUCAUUGAAAGCUAAUGCCAGAGGGAAUACCAGUUUAAAAAAAAGGUCAAACCAUGUAAGCCAACCUCUAGUGUUGGGUUUAGAAGAUAGAUGUUUUAUUGAGGUGGUGUCUCACCAGGAUUACUGUGCAUUUCAUGAAAAGUAAAUGGCAGUUCCAUGUUCAGGGUGGUAUGAAACAGCAAAGUUUCUUAUUGUCAGUACAGUUAUAGCCCUACUGUUUUUCAGCACUCUGUCAGAGUUUGCAAGGAGAGUUUGUAGAUACUGCCGAUUAUUAAAAGAACCUUUUUAGAAGUAGCACAAGCAUACCUAGACUGGAACUGUAAACUGGCAUUAAAGCAAUUUGUAUAAAGAUUGUAAAACAACAACAAACCCACCAAUACCACCCCCCUGCCCCCACCCCUACACCCCACCUCCCCCCCCCCCCCCUCAAAAAAAAAACACACAGCAAAAAACCCCCUACUCAAAUACAGAAUAUUGUUCUCCAGAAGAUCCAUGCUUUUAGAGUGGAACCCUUAUCUGAAAUCAAGAAACAGAAGUUAGGUGAUGCAUAGCAAAGGCUUUUUGUUAGGAGUGGAUCCUGUUUACUGGUUAACAACAAGAACUGAAAUGAUGCAUAUGUAAGAGAACACCCUAUUUCUCUCUGGUACUUCGUGUGCUGAUUUUGGUUUUUCAGAGGUGUGGGAGAUGUCAUGCAUCUAUAAGUUUAUGAAUUUGGUAUCUUUCAAAUCCUUACACCUUUCCUUACCUAGAAAAAGGAUAAUUUCACCAAGAUUUUUCUAGAGUGAGGUCAUGAAAAGCUUUUGUUACCUUUUAGCUGGAAUGACAAAUGCAGAGGGAUACAGUUACACUUCUAAUACAGUGUAAUACUUCAUUGUGUAGUAUAGUACACCUGAAUGACCUUGAGUGCUUUUACAUGUGAAAUAAGUUUUCUUGAGCCGAGAACAGUAUGCCAUUAUUUAUUACUUACAUCAUGACUUGAGCUUAGCACAGCUUUCAGGAUAGAAUUCAAAGAGAAUAUUAAUUUAAUACUAUCUGAUACACUUUUGUAAAACAAAAACAAAUGUAAAUUUGUAAUUUCCUUAUUUUGGGGACCAAAUAUGGUUUUAGUAUUGUACAGUAUAUACUUUCUAAAAAUCUAAGUUAAGCAUUUAUUACUCUACAGAGACAUUAUUUACUCUUUGGAUUACAUAGAAGGGAAAUAAAGUAGCUGUGAGAGACAACUAAAUUUAAAACAUUAAGAUCAUAUAUUUACAUGGUUGAUUUCCACCUUCCCCGCCGCCUUCCCCCCCCCCCCCUUAAUUUUAUAUGGUGUAUUGGAAAAGUGGUGAUAUUUUAGGACUGUUAUCCAAACUGCAGUCAUCAUAAAAAACACUCUGAAGGAAGAAAAUAGAGUAGAAAGUUUAAAAAUUUUGAAACUUGCUUAGAAAAGUGACAUUAAAUUGCUUCUUCCAGCCAGUUAGUCUUGCUAGUAAUUGCUGAGCAUAUAAGGAUAAUCUCUUUUAGUCCUUAAGACUGCUGUUUAGCUCCAUAAAGGGACUCAAAACCCACUGUAAAUAAAACUAAAUUAAAGCUAAACAGUUGAACCUUGUAGAAACGUGAUGCUUGAUACUGUAAUGGUUCUGAUUAGUUGUCCUUUGUCUAACUAAGACCUCAGAUGCGCAAUCUCCAUGUAUUUCUGUAUGUAGAAAUGAUGGUAAAUUUUGCAACCUAUGCACAGGCAUCAGAGAUUAAACAAUAGAUAUGAUUGGAGCAACAGCAUAAUAAUUGUUAUAUAGUGUAAGAAUACAUGUUUUCCUCUUAUUGUUAUGUAUGCUCAGCCUUAGUUUAAGUUUAUUGUACGUUUCUGUAAUGAGGUACAAACUCCCUAAAAUAGGAGUUUCUAAAACUGUAAUUAAGAACUGAUUUGACCGAUUCAUGACUUCUUAGUCAAGUUGAUUCCUUCCUACUCUCCACUUGUUCUUUUCAUUUCAUAUAUUCAUGCCUCAUCUAUCCUAUGUUUUACUAUGUAAGUUUUGUUAGGCCUUCAUUGAUCUGUAUAGCGUCUGCUUCAGUAUAGGGAAGAUAAUACUGUGUCCAACAUCCUUUUGCUUAAGUACGGUACUCUUCCCUUUUAUGAUAGCUUGUGAUGUUUGGGCUGGAUGUGCUGGAGGAAAUUUUAUUCUUUCCCCUAGGACUGUGGAAACUAGCUGGUAUACUGCAUGAGUUUCUGUGUAAGCUUUCUGGUAGGAACCACAUGCUUAGAGGUUGAAAGGAUUUAGAGUUUUACCUACCUCUGUCUUUUUUGAGAGACAAGGUACUGACUCUAGAGAUCUGAUGCCUAUAUUUCAGUCUGGGCUAUUUAUCAUGGGCUUUGUAUUUCAAAACAUGGCAUCAGCAAUGAGCUGUGCAUUGCAAGCAGCUUCUCAUCUUUUGCUUAUAAGAUGUUUCUUACAUGUGAAUUUAAAUAAAAUCAGUAAAGUGGGAUGCUUCUUCAUAGGCUUUGUCACAUGUGUUUCAUUGUGCAUCUCAUGACAUGGUCUGUUAUUUGUAACUGUUUGUAUUUCAUUGUUGGUUCUAGAAGGAAAAGGGGAAACCUGGGGAAAGUUUCUAAUCUUCCCUAAGAUAAUCUUAUUUUACUUUUUUUUUUUUUCUCCUGUGAAUUGUUUUAUGCUUUAUGAUGAUUGCCUCUUCCUAACACAGCAGAUUUAUGGGUUCUUAAAAUGCUGUGGAACACAGCAGGAGAAUUGAUUUGCUACAAGCUGCAUGUGGACUGUUAGGAGUGAAUUAACCACUAGUUUUCUAUGAAUUUUAAGGUCCCUAAACAAAUCUGAUAUUUCUCAUCUUUGUGCUAUUUUGGGGAUGUGCAGGCACAGCAAAUGCUUACAUAUUACGUGGUUUUACUAGUGCCUUUUUUUUUUUUUCCCCUCUUCCUUACUCCUUGUUCUCUAUGUUAUUUUCAUGUCUCAUGACAACUUUGUAAACAUUUCUGCUUGUUCUUUUUUCUAGGGGGGAAAAAAAACCCACAACCCCAAAAUCAGUAAGAAUAAUGUUUAUAGGACAUAAUUGGAAAUAAAACAAACCCAAACUUAAUAGCAAUUCAAAUAGCAUAGAAAAUAAUGUCCUCUCUCCUACCCAGAUGAGAUGCUGAACAGCUUUGUACGUGAAAAUCAGAGCAUAAAGAACAGGUCUGGUGGUGAAGGCUCUGGAGUCAAACAUCUUCAGCAGGUAUUUAGGAUAGGUAGGCACAAUCUGAUCAUAAAUUUGAGAUGUGGGGUGAAAAGGCGAGAGAAACCCAAACUUCACGCUUAAUAAUCCACUGCUUUCAAAAUGAUACGUGAACAUUAAUAAUCCCUAACUGCAGAAGGAAAGAUUGCUUCUGCGCUUCAUAGAGAAGGAGAGAGAGACACCUUGAAUCAGUAGUAAAAAUAGGUGUAGAAAUGUUUCUCUGUUCCUAACUGUGGCUGUGCUGACUAAUACAGAUGGAGAGAUUUUACACCGAUGUUUUUAAUGGUCCAUAUUAAAAGCUGAGGUAUGUUGACACAUUGUGUGAUUAUUGAAUAACUUGUGCUCAGCUGAAGUGUAGUAGUAGGUUCAGAGAGACCUGCAGGACGUGGAUGCUUGCAUCAGAAGGGCUCUGUGUGUCUAGAAGAAAGGAUAGUUUCAGACUAAUUUCUGCUCAGUCCCACUGAAAUGAGUAAAGCAGUCAUGUAGCAUUUCUGAAAACUGGGUGCUUAGUUCUUAUUGUCUAUAGGAUUUAUAACGGAUUGUUUGGAGGGCCAACAAAGCUCAAAAGGACUGUGCAGACAGAGAUGUCGUGUUUAUGAAUUUUAAUGGCAACAGAAGUAAGAAUUUAAAAAUUAAUCUGAAAUAGGUACUAAAAUCAGCAGAGUGUUUGAAAAUACUUUGUAGAAAUUAUGCCAUAUUCCUCUCUUUAUUUUAACAGAGGGAGUUGGUUAAAAAUGAAUUUAUACGAAUAUUCCAGAAGUCUCUGAAUGCACCUUUAGAGUUCUUCCUGGUGUAUUGUUUUCCCUAUUAGCCACUUGGCUACCUGGAUAGAUCUGUUUGACGGUGUCAGAGUGGUGCUGUCCAACCUGAAAAGGUUCCUUUUUUGUUCUGGUUGUAUUUUUGAAUUGUCUUUUUUAAAUCUGUCUAUAAUUUAACCAUUUGUAUUCUAAAAAUAAUUUUUAAAAAAAUCUGCUUACACUGUGAUUUGAUAGGCUUUAAUUUAGAGUAUACAACACAAUCUAAUUUUCUUUUUGGGUGUGCAGCUUUCAAAAGUGUUCUUAUAUAUUCCCAAAAAUGAAAGUUGUCUAUUUAUCAUGAGAAUGUGAUUAGAUAAAAGUUACCUAUCCAGAAUUCCAGUGCAACUCUUCCAGAUGUGCUGGGUGGAUGAGUUAGUGAAAUUGCCUUUUAAUCUCUAUGGGUUAAUAAAUAUUUUUUUAUAACUAGCCACAGAUAUUCCUUUUUAAAUUAUACUUGGCACACAGAAGAUAUUUAAUUUUAUAUACAAUAUACAUAGUUACCUUGAUUGACAUAUUUAUAACAUAGAGCUUUGUGUUUACUAUGAAGGUUUUAUCUGUAUACCAUAGACUUUGUGUAAAAUUUUAAAAAGCCAGUUACGAUAUAUGGAAGGAUAUGGAAACUAUCUUCAUUAAUUCAGAAUGAACACAUAGGAGCAUUUUAAAAAAGCAAUAGCCAGAUUGUAUUAACAGAGUAUCUGGGAUUUUUCUUAUUUUUUGAUUGGGGCUGGUCCCUACAGCUAUUUUAGUAACAUCUGGAUGUGAGUAACAAUGAAAUAUGACCAUCUGCCUCUUCUGACUGUCACGGACUAUUAUCUAGAAUAUGGGAAAUUUCAGGGUAUUGUAUUUGUUUUGCUUUGGACAAAUGUCUUAAUAGACAUAUUUAAUUAAAACCUUCAAGUGUUUGGAAGAAAAUACCCUCUCUUAACUGGGCUGAUUUAUCACUUUUGGUAACCUUUUAAUCCCAAAAGUAUUAUAGUCUAAAUAUUUUUAGUAAUGUUACAUUUAUCCUGAUGUCUGCAGGUUAAAGUGGUUCUGGCUAGCACCCUUUUAGUACAACAAUUGCUACCUUCAUUUUUCUACUGUUUAUACUUUUAAUUUUGAAUGUUUACCGGUUUCUACUUGUUGGCUAUUGUGGAGGGGGAGUUUAUCAUAGCACUACAGUUCAUCCAGCUUUAACUCAUACAUCACAGUUCUGGAGUAAGAAAAUACUUUGAUUUAUAUAUUGUGGCCAAUUUAUUACAUUUUAAAAUUAUUUCUAUACUUAAGACACAUUUAUGACAUAAUAUAACGAAUGACUUAGCUAAUCAUUAUAUCUGUCUAGACUUACUCUCUUCUGUGUUAGUGUGAUUUUGAAACUAUUUGUAUAUGUUGAAGUUUGUAAGGGUUCAGGAACCCACAAUAAAAUAGUAAAGUAUGUAUUUAUUUCUCAUUAUAAUGCUCAAUUUUGAUUUGAAAGUUGACACUUUGUAUGUCUUCUCACAGAAUUGUAAACAAAUACUGAAAAACUGCUUCACCUAGGGUGCCUUCCAUGUGUGGUAUAAACACUUGUCAUUCACAAAAAUAGAGAUGUACAUUUAUUAAACCAGUAAACACUAUUUUUGUAAUGUGAGUCAUUAAUGCAUCUCUGGCUUCAUUGUGCUUCGUUUUCACUAAUACCAGUUUUAGGGCUACUGUACUUGUUGACUUCCCUUUGUGCACUAAAUAGUAAAUCUGAUCUCAUGGCAAAUGAAAAGAUUGUAUCGCUUUUGCUCUGCUUUGCCUUCAGCUGCUACGUAAAAGCUGGAGGUAAAGCACAUUGCUGACAUGACCUAGAAGGUACUCCAAACUUCUUUCCUUGAGACUUGUGUAAAGAGAUGCUCAGUGUUGGGGUGUCCGUAUCCUCGGUGUUGAUUCUGGGUCCUCUAGAAAAACAGCAGGCGUAAUCUAAACAUUCUGAUUCUAGCUCAUAAUUCGUGAUUUAUGGUGUCCAAGGCGGAGGCAUCCAGGCCUGACGGAAACACUUUAUCCCUUGGCGAUAUAGGUCGUAUAGUGACAGAUUUGUAAUUGCUAACAGCUCAGAAGUAUUAAUUGAAAUAUAGGGUUAGAAUUUCAUCUAUGGCUGAGCAAAGGGGAUUCAAUUUUUCUUUUAUCAUAUCAGCACAAGUCUGCUGUGUAAUACCCUUGGUAUUUUGCUUCUGAAGUAAGAAAAAUUGUAAUGUUUUGCCAAGGAAAAUUUUACAAGCAUACUCUCAUGUGCAAAUGCAGAACCUGACUGUUGUCCUUACUCAGGCAAAAUUCCCCAUUGGCUUAGGGGACUGCAGAUCAGGUACCCAUUUAUCACCAAAUCCUGGUCAAGGAUUUGAAGAAUAUCACAGGUUAGCAAAUGUUCAUAUAGAGACAAUUUACAGCCUUGAAGCAAUUUGACAUUAUUUUGUUAAGUGAUCUUGAAGUUCUUAAACUGCACACAAGGCCAGCUGAUAAAAUAGAUGCUUUCUGUAGCGGUACCUACUGGCUGUGAUCACUGUCUUCUCAGUAUCAACAGCUCUAACUUAUGUGUGUAAGUGUAGCAUCUUCCAGCUCUGUAUGUGAAAGUUGUGCUGUUAAUGCUUGUCCAAUUUCAAAGGCAAGGUAACUCUACAAGAAAAAGUAACCCCAACUUGUUUUUUCACCAGUAAUGAUUUUUCAGUAUGUUGUGUGCUUCUUUUCUGUUGGUGUUUAUGCUAAACAAAAAAUACAAGCUGAAGAAUUGUAAUGUCUUGCAAUACAGAAAGCAGUCUUGUUUUUAAAAUCCAUACUGUUAUAGCAUAAUUUAAAUGGUGUAUUUAUCAGUUUUAAAUGUCAUUUUGCUUUCCAGUCUUUUGUAUAUGGGCACAAUACUUUUUGUAAAUUUUUUUUAUUUAGAUGUCUUUCUGUCUUUUUUCUUUCUGAUAAUUGAAGAUUUGAGCUCUAUGGAUUUUCAUGGUACUCUUCUGAUCAUGUCUUCAUAGUGGUAAAAGUCUGUAUUUUUGUAUGUAAGGAAAAUGGUAGUUUUCUAAUACUUAUCUUGAUAAUAUAGUAUAAAAUCAUUUGUGAAGGACUUCCUGUUUAAUAAAUGGACAUAUUAAAGUA